CUUUGAUCAGGACUGGAGAGCAAGCUGAGCAUACCGUAGCUAGCGCCUUGGCGUCCCGAUAUGCAAAGAAUCAUCCUUUGCCUGCAUCAUGAUGUCCCGGGUGUUACAUACCGGUAUUCUGCAGGAAAGGUAUCUGUCAAGCUGAAGAGUGGGGGGCGACAUUACUUCUCCACAUUGCUCGUUAGCAACUUUGGGCCCCAGGUGGAGGCAGGUGGUGUCACCAGGACAUGCAGUAAGAGAUUCCUUGUUUCGGACCGGUUAGCCGUGCAGCGACAAUGGCUCUCGACAUACUGGACCCUGAUCACCAAGAGGACGAGGAUUCUGAAGAUGAAGACGAAGCACCGGCAAUCGUGAUGUUCCCCUGGGGGGAGCUCCGCCACGAGCGGCGCGAUGGGUCGACCACUUUCCGCCACUUCAAGAGCUUUGUGCGCCUGGGGGACACGUUCAAGCUGGGCGACGUGUGCCUGCUCGACAGCAACGACGAGAACGUGCCCCAUUUUAUUGGCAAACUGGUGGACUUGUGGGACGAGGGGCCGGGCACGCAGCAGUGGUGCAACGUGCGCUGGUUCUUCCGGCCAAACGCUGAUGUCAGCGCGGACGCGCAGGGGCUGCGAGAAUGGCGGCGCGCGUUGCGGGAGCUGCCGCUGCACAAGCGGGCGCACAAGGAGAAGCAGGUGUUCAUCUCGUACAAUGAGCGGCAAAGCGAUAUGAGCGGGGUUGAGGACGAGAACGAGCUGCAAACCAUCAUCCGCAAGGUGAACAUGGUCUGCACAGGCCGGCACCCCCGCUGCCGCGAUCCGUCAACGGCAGAGGUGGCGGGCUGCGAGCACUGGUUCAACAGCUCCUACUGCGCCAGCCCGGGACUGCUGGUCAACAGCCUCACCGGGGUGCUCAGAACGCUGUCAGCGGAACUGCUUUUCAACAACCAGUACCUUCCCCCUCCCGCUCCGGGGGCCCCCGAACCGCCCCCGUCUCAAGCGCCGUCCGAUCCUGCCGCGGCCCGUCCCGCAGAGGGCGUCCUGCGGCCGUCCAACUACAAGGCCAGCGGCAAGGCCAAGCGCUACGCCUCGGACAGUGACAGCGGUGACUCCGACACCCCCCUGGCAACGAUAAAACCCGCUAAGAAAGUUGCGCGCCCAUUGGGUGAUCCCGCGAAGUCGAAAGUCGGCGCGAGCGGUUCCGGGGGCGAGGCCAGAGUAAAGCCGGCCAGUGGGGGGGUUGCCGAAGGCAACGCGAAGGAGGGGGGGAGUGCGUCAGUCAAAGUAGAGGACGGGGCGAAGGGUGUGGGGCUGAGCCAGCCUCCCAAGCUGGGGAAGACGACGGUGGAAGGGGGGGAGAAAGUGGAAAAGAAACCGAAGUUGCUGACAAAGGUACGAGAAGAGGGGGCCAGUGCGCGUCCGGUCAGUAAAGAAGGGAAGGAAGGGAAGGACUCGAAGCAAGUAUAUGAAAAGCUCCUGGAAGAGAGGCGAGCGCUUCUUGGAAAGAAGGGGUCUCCGUCAGAAGUGAAAGAAGCGAAGGCGAGGACGAGUUUGGACGCGGAUCUUGCGAAGAAGGUCGCGUUGGGGCUGCGUGCGAGAGAAAAGGAGGGGAGCGUUUUGGGGAAGAGGCCGGCGGAAGAGCGGGUGGUGCCGAAGGGAAGUAGCGGGACUGCCGGGGGUGCACAGAAGGUGGGGGAGACCGAGCGGCCUGCGAAAGUUCAAAAGGUCGGGGAAGGGGCGAGGCCUUUGAAAUUUGUCGGGGAUGUAGACCGGCUGAAGAAGGAGCCGAGCAAGGGGGUUCCGGAACGACCGCUGAAGAUCCAAAAGCCGGGAGACACCAAGGCGAAGCCCCCGGCGCCUGAGAAGGAUUUGGAACGACCGGUGAAGACACAUAAGCCGGAAGAUGUUCAGGGAAAGCGGCCAGCGCUCGCAAAGGGAUCAGAGCCGGGUUUGGGCGGCAUUGUGCAAAAGAAGCUAGGGUUGAAAAAGCCUGACGCGAAGGGGGGGGUGACAGUGAAGAAGAAGGCGGGCCCCAAGCUGACGGAGCGGGAGCAAAAGGCGGAGCUGCUGAGGGGCCUGGACGCGCCUCCCCCCCCAAAACGGAAAGAGCCGGUGCUGGAGAGUGCGAGCGACAGCAGCGACAGCGAAACGAGCAGCAGCGAAGACGAGCGGCCGAUAAAAGGGGGGGCGCAGAAGGUGCUGACGAAACAGGGGUCGGGGUCGGGGAGACCGGAGGGUGGGGCGGUGAAGGAUGGUGAUGCCCUCAAGAAGGGCGAUCUGUUGAAGAAGAGCGACUCGCUGAAGAAGAGUGACCCCUUGAAGAAGAGCGAGGCGUUGCAGAAGAGCGAUUUGUUGAAGAAAGGCGACAGUUUGGUCAAGAGCUCUUCCUUGGACAAGACUGGAGCUCUGCAGAAGAGCGACUCUCUGAAGAAGAGCGAUUCCUUCAAGAAGAGCGACCCUCUAACCAGGAACGAUUCAUUGAAAAAGAGUGACUCCUUCAAAGGCGCCGGCGCUGCCCCCCCAAAACGACCGGACACGCCAAAAUCCGGGGCCCCCGGAGCACCCCCCAAAAAGCCGGAGAUUCAGAAACAGGGGUCUGGAAAACGGCCGGCGGUCCCCCCCAUGGAGGACAAUCCUUUGCAGAAAAUCUUGAGCGGGAUGACGUCGACGUUCCGGAGCAACGGCCCUUCGUAUGAGGAGAACGAUGAAGCGUUCCGGCCGACCAAGGUCAAGUGGGCGGACCCCCUGGUGCACGUGCGAUACUUCCAGGAGUCGCCGCACGGCACCCCGGAGGGUGCCGGAAGCGGCGCCUACGCGGACCUUCCCGGCGGCGACUUCCUCACCAAGCGUUACCGGCAGCAACACGGGGAGGUCAAGAAGGAGGAGCUUCUCCGCGUCAAAGACGAGCUGCGCCGCCUCGAAGAGCGCGACUUCCAGGAGUCACCGGGCGCCCCGGCCGACGACUGGCUGCCUGCGGCGACCCGCUUCAGCGAAGAACCGGCGCAGAUGCUUUCUGGGGGGGUGAAUCUGGCUGGCUGGGAGGCAGGGGUUUCUGUGCAGAAGGCGGAGGAUGGGGAGGGUUUGGCUUCGAGCAGCGGAACCGAUGCUGCUCCGAAGGGUGCGUCAUUGUUGGAGGCAAGGAAGCCCUCCGCCGAGAUCGCCCACGUGGCAAAGGGAUCCCACCGGCCGCGCUCCCCGCUGGGGAUGCCCCCCGGGGGUUCCGUCCAGGGGGCAGACGGAACGGACCGGAAGCCGUCUCCGUCCCGCUUAACAGUGCCUCCGCCGGAACGGAAAGCAUCCCCUUCUCCUCUGGGAGACGCACAGGCAGAUCGCAAACCCUCUCCAUCUGCCGUGGCGAACACGCAGGCAGAGCAUAAACCGUCCCCCUCCCUUCCAAAUACUGCACAGUCGGAGCGAAAAAUGUCAUCAUCCGCGCCAGCUGUCACACAGCCUGAGAAGAGAACUGCUCCUUCGCUCGGAGUCAACGUACCAGAGAAACAAUCUCCUCAACCGUUCGAGACAGGACCCUCAGAACGAAUACCAUCCCCUUCGCCUUUAGGACCGCCCCCCGGGGCAGGCCCCCCCCCGCCUCCCCCUCCCCCCAGGGAGGCAGCUCCCGCACCCCCCCAGAAAGAAGUCGCGGUCGCACCCCCCCGAAAAGCAGUCGCAGUCGCACCCCCUCAGAAAGAAGUUGUGGCUGCGAAGAAGCCCCUUCCGCAGAAGCAGGCCAGCUUUGACGAGGCGAUGCGGACUCAGAUGGGGAAAGCGGAGCAGGAGCGUCGGGAGUUGGCCGAGAUGUUUGCGCGGGAGAAGAAGAAGGUGGAGGAUCAAGUGGAGCGCACGCGGGAGCUGGCGGGGAACACGUACCACCCCACCAUGCGCAAGAGUGCCAUAUCCGAGGAGAAGGCAGCAGCAGAGCGGAAGCGCCGUGCGCUGCUCGAGAAGCUGGAGCAGAAGCGGGUGCUCCAGCUGGACAACCUCGCGCCCGGCAGCAGCCCCCGCCAGCUCCUGCGGAGCCUGGCCGGCGUGUUCCCCGGGCUGGAAGACGUGGAGGUGCUGCCGUCGCUCCGGGCGGAGCCCCACGUGGCAGCGUCGGCGCUCGCCAUAUUUGACAUGCGAGAGAGCGCGGCGGCAGCGGCCCUGAAGCUCCGGAAGUACCUGAUUUGCGUGGGGGAUCCCCCGAGACCGGUCCUGGGCCGCCGGGUCCAGCCUAUGGAGAUCAAGAACAAGUUUGCGGGGCCCAUCAGCAUCGGACGACCCGAGAGCAACAGCCACUACCAGGAUAAGAUCAACGCGAUCGCGGUGGCGCACGCGUCGCAGCCCAACACGGUCGAGUUCGAGUUCGGCGCGGAGUGGCGGCUGCUGCAGCUGCGGCACGCCGAGCAGGACCGCCUGCUCGCGCAGAUACACGCGAAGCAGAUAGAGGAGCUCGAGACCAAGUACCAGGAGGAGCGGAAGAAGCUGGGGCUUGAUCCUGCUUCACAGGGACUUCAACAAAUUUAGGGAGACUUGCAGACGCGGAGGAAAACCAGGCAGAUGCAGCGGCACGCGGAUCCUGAAAGAGGAUCAUUAUCUCAACGUCGAAGCUUGAGUCGCACCAUAUGUCAAGGGUAGAGCACCAGAUUGUGUACUUUCCGUGCAGCCCUGGUUGUUGAAGGAAGGUACAGAAGGAAGUUCCCUGCAGCAUCAGAAACCCCUCAAUCAGUCCUUAGCGUCCAAGUCGAAGACAGCCCGAAGGUGUGAUUCGCAGAUUGAAACUGUCGUGUACAUUGAAGUCAUCGUGUAUUUUACGUUUUGACGGAGACUGAUCCUUUGUUGGAGAACAACGGCGAUCGAGACAUGUCAGUGUCACGCUCAAAAACAUGAUAUACUUCAGGUGGCUGAUCGAAGUGCCGACGAGACUAUCACAGUUCGAUGCACACAAGUAUCUGCACAUCGAGGGUCAUUCCCGAUUGUCUCUGAAUACAAUUCCUGCAGAGAGAGCGCAGCUUGCGCGGGUUCC
Klebsormidium nitens is the source of this 4980-nucleotide messenger RNA. The record is from the annotation of a GenBank genome assembly. NCBI's taxonomy places the organism in Eukaryota, Viridiplantae, Streptophyta, Klebsormidiophyceae, Klebsormidiales, Klebsormidiaceae.